This is a messenger RNA of Lethenteron reissneri (Far Eastern brook lamprey), 1371 nucleotides long. Its product is annotated as zinc finger protein 135-like. Gene Ontology annotation, molecular function: RNA polymerase II cis-regulatory region sequence-specific DNA binding; DNA-binding transcription factor activity, RNA polymerase II-specific. The record is from RefSeq and is a predicted model, not a curated record. Gene Ontology annotation, biological process: regulation of transcription by RNA polymerase II. NCBI's taxonomy places the organism in Eukaryota, Metazoa, Chordata, Hyperoartia, Petromyzontiformes, Petromyzontidae.
GAGAAACGUUUCAAGUGCACUGUGUGUGGGAAGGCCUUUGCAAAGUCACGUAAUCUUGUAAUACACCAGAGAACACACACGGGAGAGAAACCCUUCAAGUGCAGUGUGUGUGCGAAGGCAUUUUCUCAUUCAUCUGUUCUUAAAAAACACCAGAGAACACACACAGGAGAGAAACCCUUCAAGUGCAGUGUGUGUAGCAUGGCAUUUUCACGGUCAUCUUCUCUUAAAAAUCACCAUAGAACACACACAGGAGAGAAACCCUUCAGGUGCAUUCUGUGCGGGAAAUCCUUUGCAAAGUCACAUAAUCUUGUAAUACAUCAGAGAACACACACGGGAGUGAAACCUUUCAGGUGCACAAUUUGCGGGAAGGCGUUUGCACAAGCAUCUGUUGUUCAGACCCACCAGAGAAUACACACAGGAGAGAAACCCUUCAAGUGCACUGUGUGUGGGAAGGCAUUUUCACUGUCAUCUUCUUUUAAAAAACACCAGAGAACACACACGGGAGAGAAACACUUCAAGUGCAGUGUGUGUGGGAAAGCGUUUGCACAUUCAUCUACUCUUGUAAGACACCAGAGAAUACACACGGGAGAGAAACCCUUUAAGUGCAGUGUGUGUGCGAAGGCAUUUUCACUGUCAUCUGUUCUUAAAAAACACCAGAGAACACACACAGGAGAGAAACCCUUCAAGUGCACUGUGUGUAGCAUGGCAUUUUCACAGUCAUCUGAUCUUAAAAAACAUCAGAGAACACACACAGGAGAGAAACCCUUCAGGUGCUUUCUGUGCGGGAAGGCGUUUACACGGUCAGAACAUCUUCAAAGACACGAGAGAACGCACACGGGAGAGAAACACUUCAAAAUUCACGACAAACCCUUCAAGUGCACUGUGUGUGGGAAGGCCUUUGCAUGGCAAUCAGUUUUUCAGACCCACCAGAGAGCACACACAGGAGAGAAACCCUUCAAGUGCAGUGUGUGUGGGAAAGCGUUUGCACAUUCAUCUUCUCUUGUAAGACACCAGAGAACACACACGGGAGAGAAAUCCUUCAAGUGCAGUGGGUGUGGGAAGGCAUUUUUACAUUCAUCUGCUCUUGAAAGACACCAGAGAACACACACGGGAGAGAAACCCUUCAAGUGCAGUGGGUGUGGGAAGGCAUUUUCACAUUCAUCUGCUCUUGAAAGACACCAGAGAACACACACGGGAGAGAAACCCUUCAAGUGCAGUGGGUGUGGGAAGGCAUUUUUACAUUCAUCUGCUCUUGAAAGACACCAGAGAACACACACGGGAGAGAAACCCUUCAAGUGCAGUGGGUGUGGGAAGGCAUUUUUACAUUCAUCUGCUCUUGAAAGACACCAGAGAACACACACGGGAGAGAAA